Messenger RNA from Salvia hispanica, 624 nucleotides. Lineage: Eukaryota; Viridiplantae; Streptophyta; Magnoliopsida; Lamiales; Lamiaceae. The record is from RefSeq and is a predicted model, not a curated record.
UAAGCCGAGCCAUAUAGUUACAGAUAUUUAACGCUUCUUUCGUAGAAGCGUCAGAAACGUCGCUCUUAUUGCCUCAUUUCUGUACUACUGAUGUGAUGCAGCCUUGGCUAUGAUCACCCUAUGAUUUUCAGCAUUUGUUUGAAAAUAUUAAUUCUGGCCAAGUUUGUAUGGGUGCAGGAAAAGGAUGCGUUUUCAGGUAUGAUAAAAAGGAUAUCAAAGAUCCAAAAGACCAAUGGUGCAACAAAAUACGUAGUUCUAAGAGAUAAUUUGGCUAUAUUCACAAGUAGAUCACCAGCGACUGGACCAGUUACUGAAGAUGAAAUUAGGGCUGUUCUACUACCUAAGACGCUAGUGACCACUAGGGAUCUUCUGGCUAAAUUCAGAUCCAGACUAAAGACGAAAGAGGAAAAGGAUGCGUUUUCAAGUAUAAUAAAAAGGAUAUCAAAGAUCCAAAAGACCAACGGUGCAACAAAUUACGUAGUUCUAAGAGAGAAUUUGGCGUAACGCCCUAACUAGAGAUUCGUUUCCAGUUUCUGAACACGAUUUUUCCAGGUUCUGUACAUGAAUUCUAAUUCUUGGUUCACUGUCAAAAACUGGUGUCCCAUUUCCAUGCUGUUUCUUUAU